AUGGAAUUGAAAAAAUCUGUUCUGAUUGGCCUAGGUGUUCUUGGUGUAAUCGGCAUCGGUUAUGUCAUAUAUUGGGAUUAUAUGAGACAAAACGACCGAGAAUUUCGAAAGAAAUGGACAGAAAAACUUCGACAAGCUGCAGCCGAGGUCGCCAAAGAUCGAAUAACUGCUUUCGUCAAAAAGGCCGUUGAUGAAGUCUCUAAAGAAAACUUCCCUACUGAUGUCGCUGCUAAAGAAAAAUACUUUAUGGACCAAGUGUCCAACGGUGAAACUUUACUUGCUGAAGGUAAAGAACGUCAUUUGGACGCCGCUCUUUGCUUCUAUAAGGCUUUAAAGGUGUAUCCUAAUCCUGUUGAAUUGAUAAUGAUAUAUCAAAAAACUGUUCCUGAAGCAGUUGUUAACGUGAUUUACGAAAUGAUGAGUUUUGAGAUGAAUGUUAGAGUAGGAGAGAUUAGCGAAAGUUCGUCUCUGGGUGAUAUUCGUCGCGGUCUUUUUGCUACAAAGGACUUUUGGCCCGGUGACGUCAUCUUUGAUGAACAACCUAUUGCCUCAGCGCUUGAUCCUGAUCUUGAGACUGGUGAUUAUUGUAGUUAUUGUCUCAAAGAACUUUCCGGUGACCCAAUCAGCGAUGAUACUGAUCUAUUUGAAGCAGUCUAUUGUUCAAAAACAUGUCAUGAAAAAGCUAUGAGUGAAUAUGCUACGCUUCUUUUCACUAAUCGUGAUAAAAGCGACACAGAAAGUAAGGAAUCUCAACUUGUACAUUUGGUAAAAUCUGGAAAUGUUAAAUAUCCGUUGAUGAUCGCCCGAUUUUUGGCUAAAAUGGUUCAUGAGGAAACACAAAAAGUAAUCACGGGUGAAGAAGAAGAAUAUAGUACUUGGGACCAUAUUGAACGAUUACGGUUUUUAAAUGUACCAUCUAAUGACAAAGAGACUAAUGAGAUUAAAUUGUUAAGAGAAUUAUUUGCUGCAAAACAAAUUAAGGCUGGUGAAGAAUUAAGGACUAGUUACAUUAGUGUUGGUCAUAGAAAUUUAGAGAGUCGACGUAAUGAAUUGGAAUCAAAAUGGAAGUUCCGCUGUACUUGUGCCAAAUGUUUAUCAGAAGAAUCAACUACAGAACAAUCAUUUAUAGAAGAAAAAAAUA
This is a messenger RNA of Racocetra fulgida, 1141 nucleotides long. The record is from the annotation of a GenBank genome assembly. Lineage: Eukaryota; Fungi; Glomeromycota; Glomeromycetes; Diversisporales; Gigasporaceae.